Messenger RNA from Hirsutella rhossiliensis, 768 nucleotides. RefSeq names its product ribosomal protein l30p/L7e domain-containing protein. NCBI's taxonomy places the organism in Eukaryota, Fungi, Ascomycota, Sordariomycetes, Hypocreales, Ophiocordycipitaceae. The record is from RefSeq and is a predicted model, not a curated record. Bases 1 to 768 code for a protein of 255 amino acids. Gene Ontology annotation, molecular function: structural constituent of ribosome; RNA binding. Gene Ontology annotation, cellular component: cytosolic large ribosomal subunit. The transcript has 4 exons. Gene Ontology annotation, biological process: maturation of LSU-rRNA from tricistronic rRNA transcript (SSU-rRNA, 5.8S rRNA, LSU-rRNA).
AUGUCGCGCUUCAGCUACACUUCUCGCCCCGGCGCUCUGUUGCAUACCAUGAUCCUGGUUCCUGAGAGCCUUCUCAAGAAGCGCAAGAGCCAAGAGAAGGCUCGCGCUGAGCGAAGCGCCGCCACCGAGAAGAAGAAGGCUGCCAACAAGGAGAAACGCAAGGUUGUCUUCCAGCGUGCCGAGAAGUACGUCAAGGAGUACCGCGAUGCCGAGCGUGAGAAGAUCCGCCUGGCCCGUGUUGCCAAGAAGGACGACUCUGCCUACAUCCCCGCCGAGUCCAAGUUGAUCUUUGUCGUCCGCAUCAAGGGUAUCAACAAGAUGCCUCCCAAGCCCCGCAAGACCUUGCAGCUUCUGCGUCUUCUGCAGAUCAACAACGGUGUUUUCAUCCGUGUCACCAAAGCUACCACUGAGAUGCUCAAGAUUGUCGAGCCUUGGAUCGCCUACGGCUACCCUAACCUCAAGUCCAUCAAAGAGCUCGUCUACAAGCGCGGCUACGGCAAGAUCGACAAGCAGCGCGUUGCCCUGACCGACAACUCCAUCAUCGAGGAGAACCUCGGCAAGUAUGGCAUGGUCUGCAUGGAGGACCUGAUCCACGAGAUCUACACCGUCGGCCCCAACUUCAAGCAGGCGUCCAACUUCCUGUGGCCCUUCAAGCUGAGCAACCCCACUGGCGGGUUCCGUCCCCGCAAGUUCAAGCACUUUAUUGAGGGCGGUGACCUGGGCAACCGCGAGGAGGCCAUCAACGGCCUCAUCCGCCAGAUGAACUAA